UUGUAUGCGACAUCCAUCACGUAGCUGCACAAGGCAACUUGCUUUUUUACCGGCAGAAGUGUAAGGAUCUGUAAAGCUCUUCGUCUGCAAGUCCAUGGAACCGAGAGACCAAUGAAGGGAACAUGUAAAGAGUAGAAGCAGUGUGACCGCCCCCUCCCCGCAUAACCUUUUUGUUUCAGAACGAUCACGUACAUGACCUCCCCAUUGCCCUGCUCUCUGCAGUGCAUGCUCUGCAGGACUUCGAGAGCCCAGCAGCCCAAUAAGAAGCAGCAGACACGGCCAGUUCCCACCAACCACAUCAUUGCCGUGAAUGUAACCUAGUAAGUAAGCUUGGGCUACCUCGGGCUAGAUCCUGCAGACUCCUAUCUUGCGUACUGUGUGUUUCAUUCCAUCUUGUUUCAUGUUUAAUCCGUUUUGUUUGGCCCCUUUGGACUUGGUGUGUGUGUGUGUGUGUGUGUGUGUGUGUGUGUGUGGUAGUAUACGUAAUGUCCAUGACCACCCUCCCCCACUCCUUUUGGCAACCCCCGCGUGAUAUGGAAACGCCGCAGACUAGCUGAUGAAUGCAUCUGAGGACUUGGGGCGGAGUCGCCGUAGUGGAGAGACAUCAAUAGUGGCUGACGCUUCCACACCGCCACACCGCCACAUUGGGCCCACUGCCCACACUAUUGGCCUCCCAUCUCGAAUAGCGCAGAGGAAUCUUGACUAUCUUGACUGCGUGGUCCCCAGUCCAGCUGAGCAAGUAUAUGCAUAGAUUCAAACAAGACACGACAAGAAACAGGGAUCGUGGUGGCAAAACAAAGUUUUCGGAAAAUUGCUGCGGCAGGUAUCUGAGGAGAACAAGAGUCAGAGAAAAGAAGUAUAGAAAAAAAGCCCUGCAUCAUCCAUCAAUCCACCCAAGCCCCAGUCCAUUUUUUUCAUGCAAACGAUAAAAGUUUUCCUUUCACCAUGCAAAUGCCCAAUGUUUACCCUUACUGGAUACCCGCUAACACUCAACUCAUGCUACAAAAUCUCCUGACCCCAACCGUAUGUCUACUCAUCGAGUCAAAUAUUCUACAUUUACCUUCGUGUCAUGUUCUCCCCUCAAAGUCAUUAUUACUAUGCCGCACUGAUUGCCGUAAAACACUCAUG
Messenger RNA from Periconia digitata, 1128 nucleotides. The record is from the annotation of a GenBank genome assembly. NCBI's taxonomy places the organism in Eukaryota, Fungi, Ascomycota, Dothideomycetes, Pleosporales, Periconiaceae.